Molecule: messenger RNA, 1860 nt
Organism: Chaetomium fimeti
Lineage: Eukaryota; Fungi; Ascomycota; Sordariomycetes; Sordariales; Chaetomiaceae
Exons: 5
Coding region: 227-1618 (463 amino acids)
Source: RefSeq, a predicted model, not a curated record
CAUCGGGAUAAGUAGCCCCAGCCGGCCGCUCCCCUUGUCGUCGGUCCCUACCACUGGUCUCUCAUUCGGAUGGUUGCCGCUGGUGUGUGAUCUGUGAAUAGAGUCAUUCCUUCCUUUUCACUUUCCUUUCGCUUCUUGACCUGCCUGCUGGGCGGGCAUUCAUUCCUUUCUUGACCUUCGGUACCCGUUGAUCACACAUUCUCUUUCGUGUUCCCCGCCUUACACCAUGGUCUCUACUCUGCUUUCGCUACUCGCAUUGGGUGCCCUUGCUGGAGCGACUCCUUUCCGGGUUCGGGCCGUUGAUUCACUAAACGAAGAAGCCACCGCGGAGGCUCACCAACGCGAUGACGGCGCGACCCGUGCCUUUUCUGAUGUUCAGAUCAAGACAUCGGACGGAAAAUGUCUUUUUGUUGACAAGCUCUCCGGCGACUUCCGUGCCAACCUGACUCCCGUUCAGGUCGCCGACUGCGGGUCGACUGACGGGCAGGGCUGGGACGUUAUUACGGCAGGAAAACAUGUUAAAGGCGACAAUGUUAUGCUCAUUGUCAGCACUUUAACCCAGGCCUGCUUCAAUUUCGACCCCCGCCGGCCGGCGGGUAACCAGGUUUUGCUGUUUUCCUGUGGCGGCCGGGCUGGUGGUGAAGGAGAGGUGGCGGACUCGCAGCUUUUUGCCUUCGAUGGUGGCGCUGGCCCUCUUUCUCUUCAGCCCCAGAAUGAAGCGGGAUCUUGCCUCGUUGUCAAAGGCAAGGCUAUUGACAUCGCUGGGUGUACCGAUGGUGGUGCUGGUCAAUUCUUCACUUUCGGUGAUGCCGCAGGAGGGGGGGGCAACAACGGCGGCAACGGCAACGGCAACGGCGGCAACGACAACAACAACGACAACGGCAACGACAACGGCAACGAAAACGGCGGCAAUGGGGAGGAGUCAUCUUCGACCUGCACGAAGUCUACCCGCACAGUGACUGUUGCUCCAACCCAGACCGAGGGGAACGCGGGGGCCCAGACGACAACAGCUGCGCCUGCAGAAGGCGGUGGCGGCGGCGGCGAGGCCGGGGAUAUCCUUACGGUGAACCCCACGGAGCCGGUACCAGUGUCCGGGGCUGGCGGUACCUUGCAGCCGACAGCGGCGGCGGAGUCGCACCAACGAGACGAGACAGCCGAACGAGCUUUUAGCGGCGUGUCGAUCCGCGCUCCAAACGGGCAGUGUCUCUUCGUCGACCCGACAGCGGGCGAUUUCCGGCAGAACUUGAUCCCCGUUUCGCUGGUGGACUGCACUGGGUCCCCUAACGAGAAGUGGGAUCUCAUCACCGAGGGCGAGCACAACACGCCCAAUGCCGAUCAGCCUGCCGUUCUUGCUGUGAGCGCAUUGACCCAGGGCUGUAUCAGCUUCGAUGGGAGAAGGCAGGAAGGCGAUACCGUCACCCUGUUCUCGUGCGGCGGUCGCGCCGAUGGUGAUGGUGGAACGGAUGGCAACCAGCUGUUUCCCUUCAUCGGCCAGACCAGCUUUGCGUUUGCGCCUGUGAAGGAAAACGGCGGGAUUUGCAUCCUGCCUGGCAACGAUAGGCUUGAGUCAGGGCCGUGCCCUGAUGAUGGCUCUCAGUUAUUUUCCAUUUUUGAGUGAACGGAAUUCGGCAUUCACCCAUGCUGUUGGACCAUUUGCCCGAGUGUGAUGCUUGGUUUCAGGGGUUAGGGGGGGAUUGUGUUGGGUCUUGGGGCAGCUCUUGGCUCCCACAGUUGCAUUGUUCAAUCUUCCGACGCUGGUGUCGUACCGAGGGUCUUCCAUUCUUGUAGAAUUUCAUGGGGCAGAUGUACAUACAUACCUUUACCUGGAUUGUUUCACCGUUGCCACUCUACUUUGGUGAA